AUGUCUUCAGCAGAACACGCUACCCGUCCAAUGUGUGCUUGGUGUAAAACCCAAAUGGAUAGCAGAUACAAAAAGGUCCAUGGCGUUGGUAUUCUUUGUACUAGCCAAUGCCACAACUUUUGCCUCCAUGGACCAAUGAACUGCCGCCGACGCCGCCAACAAGGCAAUACUACUACUAGUAUCCUCCACCAAGCACCAACAAGAUUCCAUGCCGACAUGGACAGUUUGGUACUCAAAAUUCAAACCGAAACUGCCAUGCAUCCUCUCAGUCACAUGGAACUGGAUUUCUGGGUUUGGGCGCAAGGAAAUAAUGUCUUGCAGCAAGGACCAGAAAAGGUUUUGGAGUGUUGCAUUGGUCACAAACUCAAAAAUGUGUUUGACCAAAUGCCCAACAAGACCAUUCUACUUUCAGGCAAUAAUAGCAGCAAUAACAAUUCGAUUGACUUUGACUUGUUCCAAAAGGUUUGCCAAUACAUUCCUCCAACCAAGAUGAUGAUCAAGAUGAUCCAACCACCACCACCACCGCCACCACAAUCCUGCGAUCAUCACGACACUCAAGAACAAAUGACAAGAAUGAGAAAGGGAUGUACUUUCGCCAUGUUGGCCGUACGAGACUACUUGUUUCACCCCAAACAACAAGGCCAAAGGUUUGCCUAUACUUUGGGACACGGCAGCGAGCCAUUGGACAAGGAAGUUUCGAGUCUCAUUCUCAACUACAUGAUGGUGGAUGGAAAUCAUACCUAA
Molecule: messenger RNA, 744 nt
Organism: Cylindrotheca closterium
Lineage: Eukaryota; Bacillariophyta; Bacillariophyceae; Bacillariales; Bacillariaceae
Source: the annotation of a GenBank genome assembly